Rhododendron vialii is the source of this 2866-nucleotide messenger RNA. Its product is annotated as J domain-containing protein required for chloroplast accumulation response 1. The transcript is spliced from 9 exons. Gene Ontology annotation, biological process: clathrin-dependent endocytosis; clathrin coat disassembly. Lineage: Eukaryota; Viridiplantae; Streptophyta; Magnoliopsida; Ericales; Ericaceae. Gene Ontology annotation, molecular function: clathrin binding. Bases 420 to 2543 code for a protein of 707 amino acids. Gene Ontology annotation, cellular component: intracellular membrane-bounded organelle; vesicle; cytoplasm. The record is from RefSeq and is a predicted model, not a curated record.
AUUCUCGCACUAAUCCCCCCACCACUCUUAUCGCCCUACUCAUUUUUGUCUCUUACUCCAAAAUCUCAAACCCAACUACUUCCAUUAAUGAUACCAACAGCUUCAAUUUUCAUGAGCGCAUGAAUUCCCAUGAUUUAUUCAGUUGGAUAUUGAAAACGAGUUUUCGGGUUUCCGUAAAGAAAUUUCGGGAAAAUAUUUUCCCGCCAUUUUUCGAUGUUUGAAUCGGAUACGGCUCUUCGUUGAUUGUUGAGUAGCGGGAAGUGGUCAUUUAUCGGUCUUAUCUGUUGUUUCCCGAUGUUUGAAUCAGAAAUGGUUCUUAAGCGUCCGGACCGGCUUACACGCACCUCUGCGAGUAAUCUGGUCAAUUGUUGAGCAGAGGAAGUGGUAAUUUAUCGAACUAAUCGGUUGGUUCGAUCAACAUGGAUAGGCUUUCGCAGGGGGAAAACGUUCUACACGGUUACAGCCCCAAAACGCCAUUAGAAUCCACAGAUAUCGAUUUUCACGACGUGUUUGGGGGCCCACCGCAGCGGUCGUCGAUGCAGGAGAUGCGAUACAGUUUGAACUCCACGAAUCGUUCGUCUCAAGGAGAGGAGGAUCCGGCGUUGUCUCUGAGACCGCGGUCUGUUGGUCUGAAUGAGAUGCCGGUGUUUGGGGAAGAUACUUUGACCCGCCGGCGGUAUCCUAGCGACGACUUUUUCGAUGAUAUUUUUAGGGGAGAUGAGUCAGUGGGUUCAUCUAGAAGGUCUAAUCAGGAUCCUAUUGGCUCGACCCCCGGUUCGAGAGUCAUGAGCCCUGCACGUCCACUGCCGCCGAGAGCUGAGUAUUUUAGCCGUUCACUUUCUGCUCAAUUCCAAUUCAGCCUUCCUGCCAAGCUGACCAAAGCAAUAGACUUUCCAGUAUCUGCUUCAAGCAGUCGCAGUCCACAUAGAUACAAGGAUCCCACUUUAAAUGCUAUAAGCAGUCUAUACACUCCAAGCCCUCCACUAUCUAGACUUUCAAGUGAAGCUUCCCAGGAAGAGGAUGAUUUGAAAAAUGAGAUUCGCCAGUCUUAUCGCCCAAGCCCUUUGUCACAUGAAGUUUCUGUUAUGAGCAAGGAGUCAUUACAUGAGAAGAAAUCUGGUGAAUUGGAGUCAACAGACAUAGGAAGCAACUUGAAAAAAGAACUGAAAGUUGCAGAAGCUCCAAAUACGAAUGGUCAGUUCCACUUCUCUAUAUACAAAUGGGCAAGCAAAGGGGUACCGUUUUUUAUGCCUCUAAGGGGAGGCAACAGCACAAAAUCAAAAGAGAGGGUUGGGCGAUGCUCAAGCUCUAACGGAAGGAAUGAAGAUAGGAUUGAACCUUCGGCUGUUGUUGAGGAAGUAGUUCUUUCUAUGCCAGAAUCAAAAUCCAUCAACAAGAUUGCCAAUAUUGUCGGAAAUUUACCUGGUGAAACCAUCUUGAGUGAUAGAAGCGAAGAAAUAGAACGUUAUUCUCUUUCGGAGACAGGUUUACGUGGAAGUACAGAAAAAGGAAUUCCUAUGAGUAAGGAAGAAGCUAAGAAGCCUGAGUUGAAGCCUCUGCAUUCUAUGCUUUCUGACACUGUUCAGGAGAAAGGCAAUGAUGAGAUAAGUAGAAAGUGUGAAGGGAAAGAGCAACUGGAAAAGACCACUGUAUCUGAUUCAAAUGCUUCUGUGGGUAACGAUGAAAAGAAACAUGAUGAGAAAAGAAAUAAAUCAAAUAGAACAAAAGUGACUCAUGUGAAUGAGCUUCACUCACCAGAUUCACAAAAAACAUCUGAAGACAAUCUUGGGCAAAAUGGAGCUAAAGGAAAGGUUAAAGAUUUUGUUAAGAUUUUUAACCAAGAAGCUGUUUUGAAACCCAAAAUUGAUAAUGAAACUCGAAGUCAGAGCUCUCGAUGGAAAAGCAAAGGAGCUUUCCCAGCAGAUGACAAAGAAUGUGCCUUCCCAACCCAAACUAAAGAAACAAAUUAUGUUCACGUGAACAAGAUGAAAACUCCACCGAAUGUUGCAGUCAUGGUAGACAAAAAUAUCGUGGAGUCAGAGAAACAGCAGUCACCAUUAAAGACCAGAGUCUUUAAUUCCAGUGAAAAUUCUUUUGGUCAGAAAGAUACCUCCACAACAAGUACCGAAUCAUUUCAUGAUGGUCCUAAGGUUACAGAUGUAAACAUAGAUGACCUCUUCCAAGAGAACUUCGUGGUAGAAGAAUUAUAUGAUGACCCAGAGACUGGGGAUAUUCUCGACGAUAUCAAAAUUUCAGAUGCUAAAAUUAGGAAAUGGUUGAAUGGGAAGGAAGGCAACAUUCGCUCUCUGCUGUCGACUUUACAAUAUGUUCUUUGGCCUGGGAGUGGUUGGAAGCCUGUGCCUCUUAUGGACAUAAUUGAAGGAAGUGCGGUGAAGAGAGCAUAUCAAAAGGCUUUACUAUGUCUACACCCAGAUAAGCUACAGCAGAAGGGUGCUGCUUCUCACCAAAAACAUGUUGCAGAAAGAGUUUUUGAUGUUUUGCAGGAAGCGUGGGAGCAUUUCAAUUCACUUGGCGCAACAUGAAUGUUCAAUGCUCUGGUGCAAGAUGGCACAAAAGGGGAAUAGGAGUCGUCUGCGCUGUUAUUGUCAAGUAAAUGUGUAAAUAUCAUUUUGUUGCAGUAUACGUGUUUUACCAUGCGUUUAUAUGUGUAGUGGCAAGUAAAUGUGUAAAUAUCAUUUUGUUGUGGUAUAAGUGUUUUACCCCAUAUGCGUUUAUAUGUAGUGUUUUGUAAACUAGGAAAGUAACUGAGGAAAACUCUUCCACCGAACUUAUGCUUUUUGGUCACAAUGGACAGAACUUGAUACACUAUUAAGAGCAAAAUCAUCGAUAGAUCUUUUUAAUUUUC